Molecule: messenger RNA, 1536 nt
Organism: Symbiodinium sp. CCMP2592
Lineage: Eukaryota; Dinophyceae; Suessiales; Symbiodiniaceae
Source: the annotation of a GenBank genome assembly
AUGGUCACUGCUUGGAGGUACUUCUUGAGUCAGGAGCCUCAGCUGUGGAAAGCGCAGCAGGACUCUGAUCACGAGCACGUCUACCGUCCCGGCCUUGUUCAGCUCACUGGUUCGGUCCUCGAACGAGUCCAGCGAGGGCUCCGCGAGGACGGGGCCAGGCCCGGCACGAAGAGGACAGCGGGGUCCCCGGUGAGACGUUAUGAGCCGUACAGCGCUGGGCUCAAGGAAUGUUCACAUGAAGUUAGCAUGAAGCCCGUGAAUCGGGAUCGGCUUUUCUUUAAAGUCAGGGAUGGAGCGUUUUCCGAAGCUCGGAAGGCUCUGGAGGGAGCCAAAAUAGAGUGGAAGCAUUCCUCUCUGGAGCAGAACUUUCUCUUCUUCGCGGCAGCCCGAGUACGCCCUGGGUCCGAACAGCUGGCGAAGCUGUGUGUAAAGAUGGGGGUAGAUCUGGCAGAGACAGACAAGCACCAGCAGACUCCACUCUUCUAUGCUGCAUCGAGAGGGAAUGCCACAAUGGUGACAUUUUUGCUGAAUCUGGGGUUCGAGCCGAACUUCCAGGAUAACAUCAAAGAAACGCCAAUUUUUUACGCAGUUAGGCAUGGACACAAGGAGAUAACGAGCCUGCUUAUAGAACGGGGAGCAUCCCUAGACGUAGUUUCGACCGCUGGCCUCAGCCCACGGAACAUGUUGUCCGACUCCCAGCCAGACAUGCUCCAGACGACACGAAAGCGGAAAGCAGCUGACUCGCCAGAUGUCUCAUGCCCGGGUGCCUCCGCAAGAUCUCUAUUGACCAAGUGGGAGUGGGGGCAGGACGAGGAGGAGGAGCCACAGGACGAGAAGGAGCCCGUCCUCGAGAAGGCUAGCGUCGACAUCGUAGCCGAGAACGACGAGUACUAUGUAUGUGCAGCUGUCCACAACUGUGCGAAGCGCCUACGACGCUCCGAAAGGGAAUUUGCGGGCGACCAUGCCCAUCUGCACACGGGGCAUCCUUGGUAUGGAGAGUUACAGUUGAAAGAUGCUUCAAGCUUAGUCGGUGUCCCACUGGUCUUAACGAACAACCGGCUGGCAGCCAUUGAGAAUCUGGCAAGUGGCAAAUGCACAAAUCAGUUCACAUUGGCUGCGGUGUCGGCGAGCACAAACACUAUAGCAGGAUACGUUUUUGCCUCUUUUACAACUGACGUGCUGGACAUUGGGCAUUGCAAAGUCGAUCGAUCACAUCAAGGGAAAGGUUUGGGUGGUCUGUUGCUCCAAGCGGCAGAGACAAAUGCGAGAAACAAGGGCUCCGACCACUCCACGGUCAAGCUCUCGGUAUUGGAGACGAACGAGGCCGCAAUCAAAUGUUACUGCAAGGCGGGCUUCAAAACGACUGAAACCAGCCCUUCGAGCUUCCCUCCCACAGCGUGCACGAAAAUUCAGUGGCUGCGCAUGGAGAAGGGCGGUACCGAUGUGGCGUCCUUAACUGGUGUUGGAGUGGACGACUUGGCAGGUCUGCGAAACUUGCAGACAGCUGCAGGGGCCUUGGAUGAGAGCUGGAAGUAG